UGACUAGGUUUGCGUGUGCAGUAUUUUUAUAGCCUCAGACGGAAAGAUGCUCAGGCUAUCUCACAGUGUAUCAUAAUCUCUGAGCGUGGGCAUGAAGGAAGAUUCCCUCCACUAAGUUAAUUGUUGACUUAGUUAGGACGUGACGUUUUAGUAGCUAUCCUUUGAGCAAACAGCAGUAACUUGCGCUGACACAUCGCUCCUCACGCGUGCGAUGUGAAACAUGGAUCAUCCAGCGUAUCAUGGGCCGAUAAGCAAACAGAGAUGUGAGGAGCUGCUCGGCAAGAAAGGACGGGAUGGAACAUACCUCAUUCGGGACAGCGAGACCAUUCAGGGAGCUCUCUGUCUCUGUGUGUACAAACAAAAAGUGGUCUAUACUUACAGGAUCCUCCAAACCCACACCGGAUACUUCACUCUGCAGGCUAGCUCAGGUGUAGAGGAGAAGUUUUUCAAGACGAUGAAGGAUCUUAUUCGUCAUUACAAGCAAAAGAAUCAAGGACUUGCAACACACUUAUGCCGUUCGCUGAAAAGAAAAACGCUACAAGAUCAGCCGUUGCAAUGUGCAGAACCACUAGUGCCUAACGAGGAAAAUGACUAUGAAAAUGUUGACUGCUCAGGGGACUAUGUUGUUGUUCUGCCGGACUGAUUUAGUCACAAUGUGAUGUUCUGGAUAACUGGAUCAGUUAAUAUGAACGAUAUAUCUGUAGAUGUGCUAUUACGGUUUCUGAGAACUUUCUGGCCAUUUUCACCUCAAAUACGGGGAAUGCACGUGGAAUCUUGUAACUUCAAUCACAUUUUAGCAUGGGUAUGUUUUUGUGCAUGGAAAAUGCAUAAAUUGGGGAAGUACAUUUUAAUGCUGUAAUGGUGUGAAUUUUAUAAAAGCCUGUUUCUGCUUUGGAAUAAAGAGGUAAUUGCAACUUUUCAUCUCAUAAUUCGGAUGUUGUUUCUCACAAUUUUGAGGGAAAAAAAUUCAGAAUUGCAAGAUAUAAACUCAGUCUAUACCUCACAAUUCUGAGUUUAUAUCAUGCAGUUCUGAAGAAAUGAGAAUUGUGACAAAAAGGUCAGAAUUGUGUGAUGUAAACUAAGAAAUGCAAGGAAAAAUUUCAAAAUUGUGACACAAAUGUUACAUUUUUUUAAAUUCUGUGGCAGAAAUAGGCUUUCAUAGGAUUUUGGUGUCAUUUGUUACAAAUUAUAGUAUCAUCAUAAUCAUUUGAGUGAAAAGUUAAUUUGAAAAAUUAACAUGGUUUUCAGAAUGUCUUGGUACUUGGGAUUGCAUUAAUGAUAAAUGAUUUAAUGUACGGAGGAGUUCACAUAUGUUUGAUUUAGUGUCCUAAAAUAUUACAUAUUGUUUAUUUAUUUUACAACAUUCUAGAAAUGCUAAAACUUGGUUUUAGAUUUUUAAUGUGGCCUCAGACUUUUUAAGUCAUUGUUUGUCAUUGGCCAAUAAAGUCUGGUUGGAAUUGUAAUACUAAUCUGGAUGGGAGAGAAAUAUUAGGUUUGUAUUUUGUGCUUGAUGACCUGCUCAUAACUCAAGGACAAAAAGAGAUUUUUACUGUAUAUAUGUUUUUUUUGUUGUUGUUGUUGUUAGAGAAUGUGUAUCUGAAUAUUGUAUGUACAGUUUAUAAAUAUAAUCUAAUUUUGUCUCGAACAGAGUCUAUAAUAAUGUAUGUAAAUGUUAUGUAUUAUUAUUAUACGUAUUGAAUGGGCUGUCUUAAGGUUUUCACAUGUAAAGAGUUUAUUUGCAAAAACAGAUAACUUGCACAAUGAAAAAACAUGAUUUUUGAGAACGGUUAAAAACGGAGUUAUCUAAUUUAGCAAAUUAACUCUUCAUGUAAAUAUAUAUAUAGCCUACAUAGCUUUCUAUAUAGCUUUCUUUACCACAACUUAAAAUAGAUGGGCCCACAUUGGGCUGUCAAACAAUUUCCAUUACGCUGUUCACUGUGGGCAAAUACAGCAAGUGACGUAGCCUGGUGUUACUGUCUGAUUUUAAGUUUGAUUGGUGUCUUUA
Onychostoma macrolepis is the source of this 2005-nucleotide messenger RNA. RefSeq lists its product as uncharacterized. NCBI's taxonomy places the organism in Eukaryota, Metazoa, Chordata, Actinopteri, Cypriniformes, Cyprinidae. The record is from RefSeq and is a predicted model, not a curated record. The transcript has 4 exons. The coding region runs from base 221 to 643 and encodes 140 amino acids.